AUGUGCGUGGCAACCGCCACAACGACAGCCGUUGGGACAGCCGGGGAAGAGGAUGAGGAGGAGGAGGAGGAGGAGGAGGAGGAGGAGGAUGAAGGAAGCAGCGGUUUAGGAAGGCGGUCAAAAUUACUUGACAGUUUAGAGAACGACGAAGGGGUGGACGGAGGUAGGACGGUUGGCGCGGUCCGAGUUGUGCAGUUGAUCGGAAGUUGUCCAAAAAUGUCCGUUGACAUCGUGGACACGUUUGAGGCGAGUGUGCGUUGGCGUUAGGGAGUGGGAGCAGCUGAGACUUGCGUGAUUCUGGUUUGGUUUUCGCGGCGACAAUUCAGCUGGCUCUGUAGAUGGCAUCGUCUGGCUUCACUGUCCUUCUCCACGUCGCUCGGUCUAGGGCGAGGUCUUCGCAGUUGGCCGGAUUGAUUAGCAGACGUUUCAGGGCGGAAGAUCCGACAUAAUACAGGAUUCAUUCCAUUGCCCUAUAUCCCGUCCUCUAGCAACCUAUCGAAGGCCGCAAGCACGGUGCCAAUCUACAUAUAUACCGCAGACGCAUGAUCGUCCCUCAGACGUGAUCUGAGUCGUUCCCUCUCCAGGAACGCUAGAUCGCGGUUGUGCCAACAAAUAGUCGUCAACGCUCGGCGAAGUCUAUCGCGCUUGAGUAAACCUUCCACCUUCAGUUCUCGUGAUCAUGCAACUGCCGACAUAACCGAUGUGGAACCGAUCAGCUGAUCAACACUCAGCCAAUCGUUUUACCUCGAUGACAUAUAUAUAAGAUAAGCGGCGACAGAGACAGCAAACGGAAUGGCUGCAUUUCGUUUAAUCGCCGUCGUCUGACAUACAGAACGUAGGAUUACUCAUGAAACGUGAUGUCAUGAAGUGAGACGGCCAAGUUUAUGCUUCUAAAAUGUUAGAAAUGUAGUUCCUCCUUAUGACCCGUUCUAGAAAAUGUAUUUUGCAUGCAAGAUAUAUUAAAACGGCCACAAUAUUUACCGACUUAAAAGCAAAUUUAAGUGCCCUUUUAUUCGAGUUGUUUUCUGCUCUAACAUUCUCCGUGUAGUGCGUAUGCCGGUCUGUACGUGUUGUUAUAUGUGGCGAAACUCGACGCACAGUGAAAUCGAUUUUCCCCUCAAGUUGGACGAAGAACAGUAUAAACAAGGAAGUUUUAUUAAGCAAGCCGGACUACAUCGAUUUUACGAAUCACAUUUGCAAAUGUGUGUGACGCCAUGCCCUUAAGCACAUUUAUAACGCCUAUAUUUGCAUACAUAAUAAGCAUAUGUCGAGACAUUGUGCGCAUAGUCUGAUUUCCAUUGAUCCGUAAUUUAUAAACAGAUCGAUCGAGCUGGCCAUACUACUUGAUUGGCAAAAGCGAUUUCCAUAUGUCCCCGUUCAAAACCCGAAUGCUAGCACACUCAAAUAGGCUGUCAACACGGAAAUCAACACUCAAAGCUAUGCUGCGUGAAAUGUCGCCCAUCUGCCUUAUGACUCAAACCCAAAGGAUGAUUGUUCAAUACUGAUUGACAAAGUCGAAUAUCCGCAGGCCAGUUAAAUACCGUCUGGAAAUGAAAACGCUAAUCUUUCACUCAACAUAUUGAGUGUAGGACCUGAAGCCCUGUAAGAUUCCAAUUUAGAUUCACGGAUUAAAACUGAAAAGUUUAUCCUACUGCCAUAAACCGAAGCAAAAUGCAAGACUGGAAUUUCUCUGAAUUUAUUCACUUUAAUUUUUGGAUUUCUCGUAAGGUUUGUUGAUAUGUGGCUCGUGGACCAGCAGGGACAGGGCCACAAGAGUGCGAACAACAUAAGCCUAAAGGCCUUAUAAAAACACGGCAAAGCCAAAUGAAGCCUCCGCGACAUGGCGAACACGAACUGCUAUUAUACGAGUUUGCUGUCUUUUGGUUAGGCUCUUGAUCCAAAACGCCGCAGAUGACAACCUCGAACAUAAAAUCUCAGUGGUUGUUGGGGGCGCGCCUGUAUCUAUGUUUGCUAGAAAACCAAAGGAAUCUACGUCUGCUCUCAAUGUCUCGGCGUCUGCGGGAAGCGAAGGGCUGCGCCAUCCGGGUGCAGUUCUGCGGCGGAAUAGUUUACGACCAGGACUACUCAAUAGGGGACGGAUACUUAGUAAUGAAUGCUGAGAUGUGCGGGCGUUCCUGGACCCCGGUACCCAUAGUCUGACCGCGUGCAGCAUUAUUCAGUACAAAGUGGAUGAUUGCUGUCGGUCUAAUGUUCAGCUUUCUGACUUAGAAUCUCAGGAAAUAAAGAUCCCUGAAGACGACUCACAGCGGACAACACAACUCAUCAGAUAGACACGUUGUCGCGAUUGCCCUUUUGCAGCAAGUGGUGCUCGUUUUACUUGCUUGGGAACCAGUCAUUGACUGGUGAGUCAUUUCACGAACAUUUCCAUCGCUCCUGUGUACGCACCAAAUCUAGCUGCCGAUCAGCGCGAUAAAGUGGCGUUUUAAUUGGCGCUGUAAGCUUUAUUUGAAAGACCUCCUGGCCGAGGCAUGCUUAUUGCUGCCGGGGAUGGAAAUGAUCAUACUGACCCAGGCGACUCCACAAACAGUAAUCUUAUAGGGAGAUUUUGUCCUGCUUGGCGAUAUGAAAAUGGCGAGAGAUUGCUGAACGUUGGAGAUCAGAACCGACUGCUUGUCACAAACAUGUAUUUCCGGCAUUUCAACAAACAUCUGCUGACCUAGUAUUCAAACGAUGGUAUAAAGCUGCUCAGACUAGCUACAUAUUAAUCAGCCCAAUGUUCGCUAACUAAAUUCACAAUAUCAAUUAGACGCGUGUUGCCAAGACUGGUAACGUUCUCGGGUUGGGUCAUGUCCUUGUUCGUACACGCUUGAAAGUUCACCUGCAUCGCGCCAAAAAUGGAACGACGUAAAUGCCCCAAUGCUGCAAAACGUCUGACAAUCUUCACUACUGAAGCCCUAAACAGAAAAAUUCGAAUCCGUUUCACGGCCUGAGCCGACGAAAAAGGCAGUAACCGAUCGUUGUAACUGAAAACGUCAGCUUGUCGGGCAGCUGAGAAAAUGCGUGGAUUUACCCAGCGACGCCUCAGUGACUGCAUCAGCGGAAGAACGCCGCAGUUGUCCGCUCAGACGGCUCUAGACGGCUCUUGUUAUCAUGAUUUCUUUCGCGAAAUCCGAAAGAUAGCGUGAUGAAUUUGUAUACGUAUGCGGUAGCAUGCCAAUUGCAUCCUAUAAAUACUGCUGCCCCUUAUGCAUGAACCACCUAUAUCUGCUCUCGUCUCAAAUUACGGUUUCGAGUAGAAAUCCGAAAGUGCAGGCGGAUAAAGCUUUUGUCCUAUCCGUCGUGUCUCCUUCUUCAACCCAUCUCAGGCUGUACGUGACUAAAUGACGAGACGCAACCAAGCCCUAUUUCUUGCCAGACGUGGAUGUGCGAACCAGGUAUUCGCACUGAGGCUCAUUCUCGGAUUUCGCCAUAACUGCCAACAACCGAUGAUCAUAUGCAUUUUUGAUUUUACCGUCACCUUCGAUUUCAUCCUUCGUGAGUCCCUGUGGUGGAUAAUGGCACUAGAUGGCGUACCGUCAAAGAUCAUCGUCAUGAUCAAGGCCUCUUAUCGCCACACCACUGCGGUAGUUCUUGUCAACGAGCAUUUUUCCUAAACGUUUGGCAUUCGGUUUGGCGUUUGACAGGGUUGUUUCUUGUCGCCCAUUCUAUUCAACUACACUACUGACUUGGAUUCUCGACAGCACCCCGCACGAAGGUGACGGUGUUGAAUUUGCAAAUGAUUAUGCCGGUAAUGUUGCCCCACUUUAGGUGAUCUUCAGCCUAUGGUAUUAUGGAUGGACGGGGUCGCCAAAUCGGCCGGUUUAUCUACAAAGGCUUGGAAGACUAAAUCGUUUUCAAUCAGCAUCCCCGACUAGAAAAUGUGGCAUUUGAGAUUCCUAGCUGCGAACGUGACGAAAUGGGCAGUUUAAAGUACCUCGGGGCGAGGCUGCUGCCUAAUGGGCAGAAUACGGACGACACUGGUUCCUGAACUAAUGCUGUCCACCGGGUCUUCUCAAGCCUUAGAAAAUGCCUAUGGAUCCGACGCGACUUCUCCAUCGCCACUAAAUUUCGCGUGUGCCGCAUAUACAUCCUGUUUGUCCUUAGUAAUUGUUGUGAAUUUUGGACUGUGUUUGUGGAGAACGAACAAAAACUGGAGUUAUUCAACCACAGCUUCUUAACGACGAUCCUCCGUGUUAAAUUUAUCGACUUUGUGUUUAAAAAGACUUCUGCACUGGCUUCGACAACAUUGCAAGGAUAACCCAGACCAUCCAAGAACAAUUGUUAGAAGGAUUCGAGCAUGUUCUUUUCGUUCACCUCAGGAGGUCAGUGUCAAUGUCCUCGAUCCGUCAUCGUUAGCCAAAUGGAGGCGUCGAAGAGGGAGUAAACUUAAAAGUUGGCUCGACACAGUUCGUCAAGACAUGGAGGUGAUUGUAGGACCUUUGGUAGUCUAUCUCCACCUCUGGCAAAGAGGAUUAAUUGAACUGUCCAGAGCUGCAACCGUGGAUCGUCAUGUGUGGAGAUGUGUAGUUCUGGGCAUCAACUAGCUUGGUCAAAUCAGGCAUGAUCGAAGCCGUACCAAGUAAAAGACAUGUAAAAAAGGUAGGCAGUAAAUUAUUGUCCAGUUGCAAAACUUAAUUUGGCAUCCUGUACGUCCAACGUGGCUUGUUUUUUAGCUUACAUCAGAAUCCCGCUGGAUAUUUUGCUUGCUGGUUUCUCCUUUGAGCUAAAGCAUCAUUUACACCCGGAUUUUCAAUUGUGAAAACUUAAUUAGUAAAGAUAUUUUUAAAACACCAAAUGCCUGUAUUCCGUUGCGAGUUAAAAAACCUACGUGUGCAGUGUGUAUGUGGUGUACAGGCAACUGCCUACAUAACUAAGAAUUAUGUUGAAGAUUAAUCAGUCUCGACAGUUAAAAAGAAAUUAAUUCAACAAAAUUGUUCUGACGCACGCGAUCUGAUGCAGUAGCCCGCGAUUCAUUUCGUCAGUCUACUUUCAAAAAAGGUUUUUCUGGCCCACAGGAUCUGAUGUAGUAACCCACCAUUUAUUUUGUCAGUCUUAUUCUUGGUACAAAUCGUUUCUUCAGUAAAGCAGCCACAAAGUCAGUUGUUUGGGCAGAUUCAACAGCCGACUGUGCAAUUUCCAAAAACCAGUAGUUUCAAAUGAGUGCAACCGGUUGUCAUCUUGCCGCCCUCCUGAAUACGCUGCUGCUCUAAGCAUUCCCAAGGCGAAUGAUCGUCCCAGCAUAUUAUUGCGUCUUGUCUAUUAUUUUUUAUAAACCUGCUUCCAAGGACGGUUAAAUUACAAAAUAUAUAAUUAAUAUAUAUCUUCUGUUCCCACGUUCUACCAAUGAAACAGCUGAAAAUGGAUUGCUUAUACUGUAGGGAAAUUUGUAAACGAAAACUUACCUUUAGCCGAAUACUACGACGGUGUUCAAUAAAACACAAAAAAUAAAGAAGAAAAUGAAAUACAGUUUAUUACUUGAGUUUAAUCAGCGAUUAGUCAUUAGAAUGUCGGCCUACAAAUAACAGUUUUGCUUAAAAUGCACAAUCCAUUUAGCAAUGUCGAGUGCCCUGAAUUUGAAAGGACAACUAAUGCAGUUUCAUGGUUAAAAAGUGAAGGUUGAAUUCUUUCAUGUGAUUUUCGUACCACGUGAGGGACGAUUCUAGUCUUCAUUGACGGGCAAAACGACAUAAAUGUCAUUAGAGGAACCUGUUUAAAAAUAACAUAUCCAAUGCGUUUUUUAUGUCAAGAGCGACAUGCUGGACAACAAAAGCGGUGUCGUUUUAAUUUCGCAGGCAUAUUCCUCGAGUAAUCACAGAAAGGUCAUUUGAGACAAUUUGCCUGAAUAGAAAAUAACGAUACUAGGUAGGCGUCCGUUUAUGGCUUCGAUAUUUAUCUCCAGGGAUGACAGUGGCCUAAAGAUUUUGGGACACUACUGGUAAAAAGAUCGUGUCAAAAUUCAGUCAGAAAUGUGGCGGUCGCUGAUUUGUCUCUUAAAGAGAUUGAUCCCUGCAUUUCACGCGGAAGAGAGCCAAAAUGUAGCGUCAAAUUGGGUUUCUGAUCGGCACCUGCGAAAGCUUUUUGGCCCUGUCUAGUCCGCUCCGGUGCGAGGUUAUAUACCAUGACAACGCCUUUGCGUGCUAGUCAAAAAUGUGAGACAACCAUAUUGAUAACUCCAAAAAGUACGGUAUACUAGGGCCAGACCAUGCAUUGAGGACCGCGCUUAUUAAUUUACGUAUUGUUCUAAAAAUAAGGCCUACUUACAGAGCAUAAAAUUUGGCGCUACCUAAUCUGACUUGAUUGCUUUCUAAGCAAACCACAUCGUGCUUGGAUUUUCUAAAAGUGCAAUGCAUUUUAAUGUCUGGCUUUGCCACCUCGUACAAGCACUUUAUUUUUAGAAUUUAGGUUAUGUAUAAAAAUAAAUUUCCGCACGGUAAUUAUUAGUUAUUCAAACAUGUCACAACAUAUAACGUUUCCGUUCAUUAGAGCAAACUGUGGCUGUUCUUUGACUACGAGAUAUAAAUAAAGGCUUUGGAAAGCCUAUUACAAUCAAAACGAAAUAGAGUGAUAAAUAAGGCACUUUUUGCGCUUCUAGUUAAGCAGUUAAAGUUCAUCGCGAUUGCUCUAGCUAUUUUUAGUACAAACCGUUAUUUAAAUAAUUUAGCUGUUCUGAUUAAUAUUUAGGAUAUAUUUACACACAUGAAAUUCAAACAAGAAACGAGUCCUUUGAGAAAAUGAGCAAACUUUAUUUCGUAAAUUUUCCACUAAACUUGUCGUCAUACGUGCAGUAAGGGUCAAAAAACAGUUAAAAUAUAAACAUGCACAAAAAACUCGUUGUUGCUUCGUCAGGGCUGCGGAUGAGUCAAUGCUGUGGGCUGAUGCCAUGUCUUGAGUGGUUGUUACCUUUUGCAUUUUUCUUUGAGAUUUGUGUUUAUGACGUCAAGACCGAUGAACCGAUUAGGGAAUGAAUUAUCGGAGUGAAUGGCCUCUAGGAACUCUCGGUCUUAUGUGGACAGAAACCGACAAUGCUUGUUUUAUCCCAAGCGAACGUGUGCCCAGUUUCGAGAGUAUGCAUGACGACUUGGGAUAAGUGGUCCCGCCGCUUUACUGCCAGUUGGUGUUCACGUUGGCGUGUAGAGGCGGCUUUUACGGUGUAGCCACAGUAUAUUGCACUAAAAUUGCCACAUGAAAUCUUAUAGACUACAUUUUUAUCCAAAUAUCCAACCGUGGCCUUAGGAUGAACAAGCUGACUGCUGCUUCCUCAGUUGUCUUAAACAGGUUCAGACAUAUUGUUAAUGUACGGAAUCGUUCGUCGAUAUUUUGAUUUUAGGCGUCCGAUCGGAACAAUUUAGGUCCUUAUCUCUUUCUUUAAAUUCCUACUCUUUCAUGCGUCGGCGUACAAAAUCUAUAGCAUAGUCGUUUGGGGAAAAUAGGUUGAACAUAUAAUUGAGUUCUUUUUUGUAUCCUUUGUUCUCAGAGUAGUGUGUCUUCGCUCGAGUAAGUAUGGUGUUAACAGCACUCCGUUUGUAAAUCAUAGGGUGGUUGCUCUCGUUAUUAAAGAAAACUUUUGCGUUAGUUUCUUUGCUCAAAACUAAGCCUUCUUAUUGCUAUUAAGACAAAAUUUAUAAGCAAGCCUAUUCAAGGCUCUUCAUAAAUAGUUAUAGGGAACAUAUUAAAAAGACGAGCUUUUACCAAUUUGUGAACGACGACAUAAAGUGUGGGAAAGAUACAAAAUUAAUGUUCAGUACAAGCUGGUUCUAGUCUUUUAUUUCUUUUUUUCAAUUUUGUUUGCCCGUCAGCUGGACUCUGUGAGUGCUUUUUCAGGAAAAAAUACUAAGUGUCCAUUAAAAUUGGUUUUUCCCUGACAUUAGACGAAACAGACUUUAGAAAGGAAGGAUUUAUUUAGAAAGCCAGACGUUUUAUCGCCUUGAACUAAUCACCUUUGCAACUCUGUGUGAUGGGAUGAACUAAAGCACAGUAAUAACGCUUGCGCCCUAAAAAUACACAAGAAACAUACAUGGAAACAUUUUUCUGCAUAGCCAGCUUUCCGUUGAUUCGUUAAGCAUAAGCGGAUCGAUCGAGCUGAUCAUUAAAAUGGAUCAGGGCAGUAAGUUCCGUAUAUCGCCUUUCAAAUUCAGGAUUCGUCUACAGUUUUGUCGGCUGAUAACUGAAAAUUCCACUUUCACCAAGAUGCUGCGUGAAAUGUCGUUCAUCUGCCUAAAUGAAAACUUGUUUCGAUCGGUCAGCAUUGAAUGGCAAUUGUAAAUCUCCAGUGGCCUACUAAAAAUGGGUUAGAAAUGAAAAAGUCAAUGACCGACUCAAAAUGCCAGUUGCAGGGAGGUGAAGUUGUUGUAAAAUUACAAUUUGGGCUCGUGUAUGAAAACUAAACCUAUUGUCAAAUUGUCGCAAACGGCAUAGAAAUGAGCGACUGGAUUUCUAUAAGUUUAUCCAGUCUCAUAUCGAGUUUACUCUUAAGAGUUUCUAUUAAGCCUCCUGGCACUGAUAAGGAGUUUGCCUAUGGCAAACAACGUUAUUGAAAUUAUAGUAGACAGACGUUAGCCGAUGGUUUUAUGGAAGUCAAUCGUCCUCUUGUUCUCAGGUGCGACCAGCAUCCGCACAGGGCGCAUGAUAUAAGCAGAAUGGUAUUACGACAAAGGCAAGGGACCCUGGAUGCGAAUGUCCUGAUGAUGGAUUCGAUUGAGAAUCGGAAACCUCAGGCAAAUACAUUUCUUCUUCCAGUGAUCGCAUCUUCAUCUUCUUGACCCUAGAUUAUUGGCCAUCGUCAGCCAUUCAUAACCAAACCGAAUGUGUGGAUAACCAUGGGGUUUUAUCGCGCAACCUGCUGUUUACAAGUCCGGCGCGACCAACCACUUAGCUGCAAAUAGUUCCAAACAAGUUCAACCGAUUGUCAUUAUGCCCUUUCUCCUGAUUAAACUAAUACUUUAAAUUAUCGUCAAGCCAGAAAGCAAAAACCUACCACCGUACACUUGCGUCCUUUUUGUUAUGUUUAUUCACCUGGUGCGAAACGCGACUAAAAAGCUGAAUACAUAUAAAACAUAUACCCCCGGUUCCCACGUUCCAUCAAUCCUUCAUUGUUUCUAUUUCGUCCUGUAAAACAAGAUUGAACAAUGGAAAACAACGAUAGGUAUCAAAACACAAAGUCCAGCGUUUUCUGCAAACACAGUCCAUAAACAAUUUUUCGCUUUAAAGGUAUACCGUUAACUGUUUCACGUUGUUACAAUUGAACACAACUGCGAUGCAUACGUGAGGGAAUGACGUGAUGUCAGAAAACAUGUUUUGGUAAGCUACCGUGAGUGGCCGAUCUCAUAAAAUGUUGGGCAAAGUUUUGAAGUGCAUUUUCAAUUAAAAAGGAUUUCCGCAGUGGGGUUGUAAUACUGAUUAUAUUGCGGCACAAUCCCAAAAUAUCACCGAUUUGGCAGGAUGUGGGCUUUUGAAUGCACCUGUUUUUAAUCUCCUGAUAAAAUCGUACUUUGUAAAAAUGAUUACAUAUUUAACAUGGAUUUUCCCAUCGAUUUUUAAUGGUCUUAUAAAUUCAAACUUAUUGCCUAAAACAUCAAGAAGUAUAUCCUUUUACUCUUUUGAUAGAGAAUCACGCCGACUUCAAAUUUUAUACUCAAAGUAGGAGUAGAAUUAGGUUUAAAAGAAGUUUAUUAUUCCAACUAAUUUAAAGCCUGAUCAGCCGUUGAAUUAAUGCCUAGUGAUUUCAGUCUACAAGGUUCAUUUGUUCCGCGCAAGGAAAAUCAUAUAUUCUUCCAGGCCGUCAAAAUGAUACUCUACAGAGUCUACAAAAUUUCGCAGUAGAUUCGGAUUAAGUAGUACAUUUCAUGAGGAGCGGUAGUAAACGGGCAGGUACGAUGCUGCGCGAACUGACGCUUUAAAGUUUUAAAAAUGUCUUAAUUUGAAUGCUUUCUGAAACCUAAUUAUACUUCCAUUUUGAGUAUAAAAUAUGAUGUCGGUGUGAUUCUCUAUCGAUUUGGUAAAUGAAGGAAUAUGUUCCCUAAUGUUUUUAAGAAAAUAUAUUGGAAUUUAUACGAUCAUCAGAAGUUGAUGGGAAAAUGCAUGUUACAUAUGCAGUCAUUUUUACGAAGUACGGUUUUAUAGGAGAUUAAAAAUAAAGUGCAUUCAAAAGCCAAUAUCUUGCCAAGUCAGAAAUAUUUUAGGAUUGUACCGCAAGAUAAUCAGUAUUACAACCUCACUUAGGUGCUCAACAUUUUAUGAGAUGGGCCACGCAUUAGGUGCGAGAGAAAAGGACACAAUUUUGAUGUGUCUCAGAUACCGUUUGGGCAUACUUUAUGACCAUCACUCUCUUUUUUUCGUAAACUGACUCAAAAUUAUAUAUGACAUAAUGUGGGUUUCACACCAUUGCCAAUUAUUUCGUCCUCUAACCGGGUGACGAUAGCCGCGAAUACGGUGCUAAUCAACAUACAUACCGCAAACGCACAAUCAUCCGCUAGGCGCGACCUAAGGAGUCCAUUGUCCACCCACGCGGCUUCGUGACUACGCCCACAAACAGCUGUCCCCGGUCGGCGUAUCCUGUCAUCCUUGAGUGGACCUUCACCCUUGGGGUCUCGUGAUCAUGCAACUGCCGACCCAACUUAUGUAGAACCGAUCACCUGACCAACAUUCAGUCAAUCGUUUUAGAGUUAUUGUAUGCAUAUACAAGGUGAAUGCCGACAGAGGCAUAGAAGAAUGUGAUGACUGAUUUUGUUGUUUAAUGGUCGUCGUCGGCCAUGCAGAUCGUAGCACAAAUCGUAGACCGUGAUGCUGAAAAAAAGGACUGCGAAAUUGUGUGCGUCUAAAACGUCAAAAAUGAAGUUCCUUCCCAAGAUUCCUCCUCGAAAAUAUUUUCGUAUUCAGAAUAUUUUCAUCAGUAAUUGUUACAGUCAACAUUUUUGCCGCACAUUGAAAUUAAUUUUAUUUCUUAAAUCGGAUGCAGCAGAGAUUAAGACGGGGAGUUUUAUUCAACAAGCCAGGCGUUUUAUCGGUUUUAGCAAAUCACUCUUAGGAAGGCGUGUGUGAUUUGAUGACCUAAAACACAUUACUAACGCCUUCGCCUUGGAAACACACAAUAAACAUAAACAGAGACAUUGUCUUCAUAGUCUGUUGUCCACUGAUCCGUAAGGUAUCAUCAAAUCGAUCGCACUGGUCAUUCUAAUGGAUUGAAGAGAACGAUUUCCGUAUAGCAUCGUCCAAAAUCAGAAUGUUAACGCAGUUUUAUCGGUUGCUAGCUCGGAACUCAGCACGCAAAGUGGUGCCGCGUGAAAAUCCCGUUUAUCUGUUUUAUGAGGCACCCACAAAGUAUAAUUUGUUUCGAUCGGUCAACAUUGAUUGGCAAAUUCAAAUCACCUGAGACAUGUUCAGACUCUCCUGGAAAUGCAGUAUCUGAUGGUAGACUCAAAAUGUCCACUGUAGGACCUAAAGCCACCUUGAGAUUCUAAUUCGGGUCGACAGAUUAAAACUUAAAAGUGUAUCCUGCCAACAUAGUCAGGGUAAAAUGUAGGACUAGAAUUAUUACAAACUUAUCCGGUCUCCUUUUGGGAUCAUUUCUGAGUAUUAUUGAUGUUUGGAGCGGUUAUGAUAUGAAAUUUGCCUACAACAGUGAAAACUACUGCAUUAACUAUUAAAAAUCUCUAAAAAAUACUUGUAAAUCCGCGCGCAAAAUAGCAAGUUGACUUAAAAAAUAAUCCCACUAGUUGAUGGAAUCGCGCAUCAUGCUUAUGGUGAUGAACAUCACACGAAAACGAAAGGCAAAUCAUUAAGACCAGUCAGACAUUUCAACAUGUAAAUACCUACAUAUGCACUUUUUUUCUUAUCUAAGUUUCACAGCGAUACUUUGGGUAAUAAUCUGCCGGUAAAUGAGGAUGAAAUGACUCCUCUUAAAUGUGUACGUAAUCAAAAAUGUGGCCAAAAUUAUGAUUCGAAUAAGCGCAGUUGAAUGCAUUUUGCAACAUUUAAGCGUUAUAUUCACCGUCUUAAAUGAAAAUAAAAUGUGAUUGAGUUCGCUGCACUCAUAAGAAUAGUAGGUUUGCAUUCCGUUUUCCUACGAAUGAAAUUGUUUCGCUGUGGUGUGUGCUGCUUGCGUGUUAUAUGCACGGCUGAUUUCGUAAACAUCAGUCUUCUGAAUAGCUACGUAGCGGACGUCGAGGGAAGGAAAAUACCCCGAAAGCUUUAACUAAGCUCCCGAGCUUAAUUAGUGAAUGUCGGCUAGGAUUUUUGAGACAUGUCUUAAAUUUGGCAUCUUGGUUGUGAACUCAUAUUGAUGAUUACGAUGUUGGCUAACAUUCCUGGCAGCCUGAUACAUCGAAUGAAGUGAACAGAAGGGAGGCAACCGUUUAGAGAUGUCAGAUAUAUAUUUCAGACCUGGAUUAUGCUUAUUGCGCGAUUUUUGGUAUUUAUUUAGAAAUGCAUCGUUAGUCGUAUGGGCACUGUGCAGCGGUGAGCUACAGUGAGCAGUUCAGAGGGAGAGACGCAUCGGCGGAACGUUUCAGAUCCACACUAAAGCCUAACAUCAGAGCUAUUCGCGGAUGAACGGUAGUAUUAGGCCAUAUUUGCCAUACGAUCACAUGACAAACUCCAAUUGUCAGUCGCAGCAUUCAUUGCGGUAGGUAAUGCGUGAUGCAAAGGCAACUUAUCAGUUCGUCCCUGAGAUAUUAAUUGGCCAAAUUUAAUCAUCCCCUGUGGCAUAAGAGCAUGAUAGCAAAUCCGCAUCAUCAUGUCAAGGUUGAUUAUUUUCCACAGGCAACAGACCGGUUAGCCAUGACUUAAACAACUCCUAGCUAACGCGGUCGCCACUUACUGUAAAAAUUUAAGCCUGUCAAACUUGGAUGUAUGACGGGGUCUAAUCGGGUGGGCAGUAAUUGCACUGAAAAUUAAGCAGAUGAUCCAAAGAUGUCUUGCAGAUGGAUUAGCAAAACUAAUAUGUAUAUACAUAUACAUACAUAUAUACAUACAUGUAUAUAUGUCUAAAACUGUUUUGAUGAAAAAUAAGUGUUUUUGAUUUUAUAUCAGUUUGACUUCUUUUUCACCAUCGAUUGGUCGGUUUAAAUCAUAUCUAAGCAAACGCUGAUUCACUAACUGUCAGCACGCCGUCUCGCAUAUUUAGACGGUGGCUCACAGUGGCACAAGACCCUGCGCACUGCAGACCCUAGCGUUAAAGGCAACUACAAAUAUAAAAGCAGUCGUUCCUACCAAAUAGAAACGGGUCUAUUUGCAGCAACUGAAGGUGGAAUGUUGUUGACAAGAGGAGAAGUUGCGAGCAAUUUUUCGCAGUCCCGAAGUCGUUUAUCAUUUCAAAUUUACGCUUGAGUAUCCAACAUUGCAGAACCGUAAACUGAAAUAUCUUCUUCGAGGUCGCAUUUCUGCGAAUGUAUUUGGGGCUACUGGCUGUCAGUCAGUAGCCGAUGAGACGGUUUAUACGACGAAACUGAUCUUUACUACGUUUUUACCAUUAUAGGGUAAGCAUGCUUACUGCUACACGGUCUAAUAAGAACGUUGGGAGGAAAAGGGAAAGAUAUCGAAGUUUAAGACAGUAACUGUGCCUUGAGAACCGUUAUGGAGUAUUUUUGACCUCUAUUUUAUUUGUUCCUUCAAAAACGUUAUAUAAGGAAGGUCCAAGGUUAUGCAGACUCCACUUCAUCGCCCUAUUGUUCAUCCUCUGGUUCCCUGUCGACGGGCGCGAAUACGGUGCCAAUACAUAGAUAUGGCGCAGACGCAUAAUCAUCACUCAGGCGUGAAAUGAUUCGUCCCUUAAUCAGCCACGCUGAGUCGCGGCUGUGCCACUGAACUGUCGUCAACGGUCGGCUUAGCGUGUCACUGUUUAAUGGACCAUUACCCUCAGCGUCUCAUGAUCAUUUCCCCAUAGGUUAAGCAUGAUGAUGUAAAUAUAUAAUACAUAUUCAGCUCGCUAAGAGUGCGACAGGCCAGACGCAGACACCUGUUUCGCGGUUGAAACCGAUCAUCAGUACGUCAUGGUCCUCAUGUAGUCAGGUAUAUAAGCAUGUCAAUUGUGCGUUUGACUCUCACUGUUGUCGAUAGGAUCUCACUCGAUCCUUUCCUGUCCUCCCGCCAGCUUGCUACUGGUGACAAUGAAUGGGAUAGAAGAAGGCGAUCGAAUGAGAUCCUAACCACAGCAGUGAGGGUCAAACGCCCACUUGACAUAUAUAUUUAUAUAUAUAAAUAUAAUACAAGUGCCGACAGAUAUAAGAAUGUAUGGAUGGCUGUGUUUGCUUACUUGCCGUCGGUGGGCUUAUAAUACGUAGCAUCACUCAGGAAACGUGAUUUCAAAAAAUAAGACAACCAAAUGAAAGCGUCAGACAUUUUAGAAAUUUAGCUACUUCGUUUAUACCAUGGCCCUACCCUCCCGUACAACUUUUCUCUUAACUAGUAUGCAAGAUGAGUAAACGAACAGACGCCAUCCGUCGGCGUAGCCUCUCACUGUUGAGUGAAUAUUCACCCAUGAAGACUCGUGAUCAGCCAAACACCCACGCAAUUAAUGUGUUACUAAUCAUCUGUCCGACACUCAUCCAAUCGCUUUAGCACAAUGAAUGGAUAAUGACAGAGAAAAGUAAGAAUGUGUUUUGGGUUGAAUUGCCGCCGUUUAACAUACAGAAAGUAGCACAAUUCAUAAAAAGGGAUAUCAAAAAGUGAGACUACUAACUUUAGGCGCAGUUGUUGUUGAAAAUUGAUUUGAUUCGUCUGACCCGUUCCGAAAAGUGUUUUUUGUAUGCAGUCCCUUCUCAUAAGUAUUCGUAAUGAUCGAGAUUUUUUUCCUAUUAGAAAAAGAAGCGAAUAUUUGAAAGAACGUUCCACUUUAUAACUUUACACAACCUUACAAAAGGUAACGCACGACGCUAUGUGUCAGCGAAAUACCUUGAUAACCAUUUCUUAACAAAAUAAGCUACGAGAAAGUUUUUCAAUCAGAUUUUCAGUCUGGAUGUUCAUUAUUCCUGACGAUGAUGUUUUCCGCUUGAUUAAGUCUGAAAAUAUUAACCAAAUGGCCAUCUGCUCAGGGAAAAAUGCCUAAACACUCAAUAGUUCAGAAACAAAUCCUUCAUGAUAUACCUUUUUGGAAAUUUCUAUAAACAGAUUGCACGCAAUCAGCCUUUAUGAGCAAUUUAUCGAAAAACCGAACUGGAAAAUAUUCACCAUUGUUUAUUGUAUGAUGUGAGACCUACCAUCCUCCAACACAAGAAAAAGAGCCAUAAAGACACUUAAAGAGACCGAAGCUCUUUUUAUAUGCACAAGCUGACAUGUGACCACAAAUUUCAAUUUUAUGUAAUUUGUUGGCCACCAAACGAUCUUUUGGAAGUUGACCGUAUGGAAACUUUCAUUCCCGUGACGGACGUGCUGGCGUAAUCAAGCAACACCCUGAUCGUCUUAGUCAUCAGAAUCUCGAAAAUACAUGUAUUCCAGAUGGUGGUGCAUGCGUGCGUUCAAUUGUUUAACUAUCCAUCGUUUCAAACUCGCGCUCGAACCCGUCGUCAGGGAAUAUAAAUUUGUACAGCUCAUUACAUAUUUAUUUCAUCUCUGCCGCGGACGACCUUCAGUUUUGCUGCUGAUUUGUUCACUUAAUGCUUCAUAGGCGAUUGGGAGCUACAUAUAUCGGCUAAUCAAGCCCUCAGUUUAGUGACACGUCCCCUGCAGCAGACACAAAGCUCGGUCCACUGACUAACGAACAUUAUCACGCACAUAAAUUCAAAGUUGUGCACAGGUGAGGAAGCGUGGGCGGCUGCUAAGGGGAUUUUGUCCUUCCAUCUCACAGCCAACUUAUGCUCGUGCGAACCUCUUUGUCAGUUUCGCCAACAAAAGUGGUCUGAACGCACUUGCUGUCUAUCCGGUUUAUAUAUAUAUAUAUAAUAGCCAGUUGUCUUGUCAGUUUUCGUUCGGGAAAAUGCAAUGGUAAGGGGCGCUCACCGAUCGUUCUUACGGAUCUCACUCGUUCCGUUGUGCCUUAAGGGCUCUCUCUCGAGCCCAACCUGCCGCCGCACAGCGACGCAUGAUAUAUAGGCAGAAUGGCACUGGAGAGGUAUAGGAGAGUCCAUUGGACUUCCCUACAUUUGCUGGUAUUACAUAUUGUCGGAAUUGCAAAAAUGAUCGCCAGUCAGCUAAAUGAGUUCGGUAUUCGCGUUUCCCACGAGCUUGCAUCUUUGCUGCCUACAGCUUUAUCUCAAGUAAAAGAUACUACCCCCAUAGAGGAACUGAUUAACAUUAUCCAUCUCGUCUCAUGUGCAAAAUGUCCCUGCGUAUAUGUUGGUCACUCAGGUCGACGCCUGGGAAAUCAAAUUAAUGAACACAAACUAGCUAUCCGUCACCGUGACUGUCCCUCGUCUAUGCACACACACUCCAGUACGACCACCGUUUCAAUUUGGAUGGCAUCGAGUUCAUUGCAACGGCCAACAUAAAACGGGCGAGAGACUUCCUAAAGGCAUGACACUAACGCGGACAGCAUCAACCGACACGUUGACCUAACCGCCCAUUAUGAGGACCUAAUAUCACGCCUCACUAAGCUGAUACCCACGCCGCAUCAGCGGCCGCUAAUCCAGGCGUCCGCAGUUUUGCCAACCUGCCAUUCUAUGUCCCCUGCAAAACGGGGGGUCAUAACUGUCCUCUCCCCCCCCCUUCCUACCCUCCCGGCUCAGAACCCAGCAUGACUCCCUGCCCGCAUCCCUCCACACACGCUAAUGGUCUGCUCGUCAAUGUUUGUUCGGUCGCGUCUACUAGUCUAGUGUGACUGCCUCACUCCCUCUUUUAUCUUCAUUACGUCUGACAACGGGUUGGUGUCACCCAUUCGAAAAUUCACGCGCACAACUCGAUUUCUUUUAAAGAACCUCUUCGUUUUUCAUAUAUAUAUUUAUAUCAGAGGGGAAACGACAGAUUCUGGGGGUAGAUUGAAUCAGCAUUGUUUUGGGUUUUUUUUGCCUUCGUCCAGCCAAUCAUAACCCUGACUACCAGUUGCUACUGAGAACAUAAACGCGCCCUCACACACCGGGCGCAGCUGGUCCGUCACUGCGGUGUACUUGAUGGACCAUAAGCACUUCGUCGAGACGAAUUCAGUCAGUGCGCUCCCAUUCGUUAUUGUAUGUCGCUUCAGGUCGGGUAUUUAUUCACGUAGGAAUGGGCGCACACGUAUUCAUUGGCUUUCCGAAGCAAACAAGCUUCGAGAGAACACGUGGGAAUACGAAUAGGCAACCGCAUAUCAGGCUGAAUUCGGCCAAGCUAGGAUAGCAGACGGGAGACCAAAGAGUCUACGGGGUAGAUAUGGCACUGUUGGCUAUAGGAAGUCAACGAAUCGGUGUGCGCCCAGUCCUGAUUGAAUAAAUACCCGAUCUGCAGUGACACCAAAUGACAGGUGGCGAGGCACUGUAACGGUCAAGGAUGUGAGAUCAACUUAAAACACACACACAAUAAGUUCGUGUCGUCCAAUUUCAGAAGUUCGGGAGCUGUGAGGACCAGUUUAUUCUAUACACAGGGCAGGUUGCUGUAAGUUGGCUGUUGGUUUGCGACAGAAAUAAGCGUUCGUUCACGGAGUGUGUCAGUCGCGGUGUGGUGUUUACGCGGGAGUGUGUCUGGGUCAGCAGGAGGGGGUGACUGGAUGAGUGUUGGUCGUGUGAUUAGACAAAUUAGGGGAGGAACAAGGGGCGCAUGCACACAAUGCCUCACGGGUAUCAGGCCAGGGCGUCAGACGCGCGUGGGGUGAUGAAAGUUUGUGAGGCCAGCCGACAGUCACUGAAGUUGGACCGGAGAUGUCUGAGUGUUUGCCGGCAGGGGUGGUCGUGUGUCAACAGAUGUCGCCGCCAUUGUUCGACAAAACGGAGCCGGAGAAAAGGGGGACUGGUGCGGCUGCUACAGCACUGAUGAACUUCGGUUCGAUGAAGUGCUUAUGACCCAUCUGAUAGACCGGGUAUUUAUCAAUCAGGAAUGGGCGCACACCGAUCUAUUGGCUUCACAAAGCAAACAAGCUCCGUAUGUGUGGCAAACGUCACGAACAGGCAACCAAUUACCAGGCCGAAGUCGGCCAAGUCAUAAUAGCAGCGAGGAGGGAAGACAGAGAAUGCGGGUAGAUUGAUACAUCACUGUUUCGGGCUUAUUCUGCCUUCAUUCAGCCAAUCAUAACCCUGACCACCAGCAGCUGGGACCAGAAACACAAACAUGUGCACAGACGCACCUGGCGCAGUCGAUCCACCACUGAGGCCUACCAGAUGGGUCAUAAGCACUUCAUCGAACUGAAGUUCGUCAGUGCCUCGCCACCUGGUGGAUCAACUGCGCCAGGUGCGUCUGCGCGCAUGUUUUUUGUUUCUGAUCCCAGCUGCCGGUGGUCAGGGUUAUGAUUGGCUGAAUGAAGGCACAAUAAGCCCGAAACAGUACUGUAUCAAUCUACCCGCAUUCUAUGUCCUCCCUCCUCGCUGCUAUUAUGACUUGGCCGACUUCGGACCGGUAAUUGGUUGCCUGUUCGUGACCUCUGCCACUCAUACAGAGCGUGUUUGCUUCGGGUAGCCAGUAAGUCGGUGUGCGCCCAGUCCCGAUUGAAUAAAUACUCGAUCUGCAGUGGCAGAGAAUGGCAAGUGGCGAGACACCGUCAAACGUCGUUCCGAUGAAGUGCUUGCGACCCAUCUGGUAGACUCCAGUGGUGGACCAGCUGCGCCAGUUGUGUAAGCGCAUGUUUAAGUUCCCAGUCACAGCUGACGCUUAGAGUUAAGAUUAGCUGAAUGAAGGUAGAUACAACGAGCAUUAUGUCGGUUUUUAGUUUUUUCAGCCAUCGUGCUGAACGAGAACGCUCCUUAAUGUGAUUCAGAGACACCGCAAUAACCUCAAAGGAAAUGUAUGUGCGGUGCGAUAUCACCGUAACCGGUAUGUGCAGAAUGGUUGGCCUAAAUGAUUUAUGAGCCAAUGCGCGUAUCUGAGAC
Spirometra erinaceieuropaei is the source of this 18920-nucleotide messenger RNA. The record is from the annotation of a GenBank genome assembly. NCBI's taxonomy places the organism in Eukaryota, Metazoa, Platyhelminthes, Cestoda, Diphyllobothriidea, Diphyllobothriidae.